Amphiprion ocellaris (clown anemonefish) is the source of this 3281-nucleotide messenger RNA. RefSeq names its product peptidase, mitochondrial processing subunit alpha (gene pmpca). Gene Ontology annotation, molecular function: metalloendopeptidase activity; metal ion binding. The record is from RefSeq and is a predicted model, not a curated record. Gene Ontology annotation, cellular component: mitochondrion. The transcript is spliced from 13 exons. Bases 46 to 1599 code for a protein of 517 amino acids. NCBI's taxonomy places the organism in Eukaryota, Metazoa, Chordata, Actinopteri, Pomacentridae.
AUCAUCUUGUUCUUCCGGUUGACUUCCGGUCACAGGCGGUCCAACAUGGCGGCUCACAUGUCGAGGUGCCGAACCUGGAGUCGUGUUCAAAGGUUUGGGAUUGCAGCUUACAGAAAGUACAGCAGUGGUGGCGGAUACCCGAACAUCUCCCUCUCCACGCCACUGCCUGGGAUCCCCAAACCAGUGUUUGCAUCUGUGGAUGGUCAGGAAAAAUAUGAGACCAAGAUUACUACCCUAGAAAACGGCCUCAAAGUUGCCUCCCAAAACAAGUUUGGUCAAUUCUGCACAGUUGGAAUUCUAGUAAACUCUGGAUCCAGACAUGAAGCAAAAUACCCAAGUGGAAUAGCACACUUCUUAGAGAAACUCGCCUUUUCUUCCACAGCACAGUACGGGAGUAAAGAUGAAAUCCUCCUCACAUUGGAAAAACAUGGAGGGAUAUGUGACUGCCAAACAUCGAGAGACACCACCAUGUACGCUGUGUCUGCUGAAGUUAAAGGUCUGGACACCGUGGUCAGUCUUCUGUCUGACGCCGUCCUGCAGCCUCGCCUGCUGGAUGAUGAGAUCGAGAUGACCAAAAUGGCCGUUCGCUUUGAGUUAGAGGAUCUGAACAUGAGGCCGGACCCUGAGCCGCUGCUCACGGAAAUGAUCCACGCUGCUGCAUAUCGAGGCAACACGGUUGGACUCCCUCGCUUUUGUCCCGUAGACAACGUGGACAAAAUUGACAAGACGAUGCUUCACAGCUACCUGCGGAGCUACUACUGUCCUGAGCGCAUGGUGCUGGCCGGAGUGGGCAUUGAGCACGAGCAGCUGGUGGAAUGUGCCAGGAAAUACCUGCUGGAUGCCAAGCCGGUGUGGGGAACGAGUACAGCGGCUAACGUGGACCUUUCUGUGGCUCAGUACACUGGAGGCAUCAUCAAGAUGGAGAAGGACAUGUCGGACGUGAGCCUCGGCCCCACCCCGAUCCCAGAGCUCACCCACAUCAUGAUCGGCUUGGAGAGCUGCUCCUUCCUAGAGGACGACUUCAUCCCGUUCGCGGUGCUCAACAUGAUGAUGGGUGGAGGCGGCUCCUUCUCUGCAGGAGGACCUGGGAAAGGCAUGUUCACCCGCCUCUACCUGAACGUGCUCAACAGGCAUCACUGGAUGUACAACGCCACCUCCUACCACCACAGCUACGAGGACAGCGGCCUGCUGUGUAUUCAUGCUAGUGCCGACCCCAGACAGGUGCGGGAAAUGGUGGAAAUAAUAACCAGAGAGUUCAUUCAGAUGGCUGGAAACGCAGGAGAGAUGGAGCUGGAGAGAGCCAAGACUCAGCUCAAGUCCAUGCUGAUGAUGAACCUGGAGUCACGACCGGUUAUCUUUGAAGAUGUUGGUCGGCAGGUUCUCUCCACGGGAAAGAGGAAGCUGCCACACGAGCUCUGCCAUCUAAUAAGCAACGUGACAGCAGGUGACAUUAAGAGGGUGGCCACCAAGAUGCUGCGCAGUAAACCCGCUGUCGCCGCUCUGGGAGAUCUCACGGAGCUGCCGUCGUACGAACACAUCCAGGCCGCCCUGUCCAGCAAGGACGGACGUCUGCCCCGCAUGUACCGCCUCUUCCGGUAGACCGCCCGCCGUCACUGGCUGUAACAUAAACUGGACUGGACGAUUACACUAGUGUUCCCUCCCGACACAGAACUCAGCACAGCUCGCUCUGGGAGGGGACUAAUACCUGGGCUCCGACCCCAGAAAACCUCUGAGAAAUGUGGGGAUUUUUAAGAAACAAUACAUUCUACUCUAUGGUAAACAUGGUCUGGAGAAUUUGUAUUUAUUGUUUAUGGGCAGGAAGCCAUAUGUCAUUGUGUUUCAAAGAUGCACGAGUUUGGUCAUAAAGGGACAGUUUAUCCCCCAAAAACUAUGUUUGCUCACUUCCCCUUAAAAAAAAACAAAAAAAACCCCGAAGGAAUGUUGUUACACUGUGAAUCGGUGUAUAGAUAAUCCCCAGGAGUGUCUGCACUGUUUCACUUUUUAUUCAGGCCUUCCUCAAGUUGCAGACCUUCAGCUCUUUAAAAUUCCUGUUUUUCUAGAGCGAAUAGAUUAAGUAAAACCCUGAAAAAUCUUAGUAUUUAUACAACAGCACUUCGUAACGCCCCUUCACAGCACAGGAGACCUGACCACAGCAAAAACUAACUGAUAAAGAAUGAAGACAUUGGAAACUCUUGGAUCAGUGACCAACUUUACUGUUUUACUGUUAUCUGAAAGAGGCUUAAAUCUGAAAAGUGGUGUGUUUGUGUUUUUUAUGGUUGUUUUUGUUGCCAGUGUAAACUACACAAGUUACAUGGGUAAAUUAAAGCAAUAGUUACACAUUUUGGAGGAAAGUUGGAUGAGAAGAUAACCGCUCUUCUUACGUAAAGACCAAAUCUUAGCCAUUAGCCUGUUAGCUUAGCUCAGCUUAGCUUAGCAUAAAGGCUGGAAACAGGGAAGUCAUUUGGCCUAACAAAACCAGCAGCUGGGAAUCUCACUUAACAGGAUACAUCAUUGUUGUUUAAUCUGAGCAAAAAAUUAAGUUUAAAAACCAAAAUCAGCAGCUUCAUGGGGCCACUUCCUGUUAGGUUUCUGGACGAGUCUCGUUCAUCAGCCCCUAAAACUGCUAAUGGUCUUUUUUUUUUUUACAAUUUUUAUUUUGCUUGGAUUAACCAGCUGAAUAUAAUCUAUGAAUCACUGAGCUUUAAGAGGUGCUACUAGGUGGAUAUUUUUGUUAUUGAUGGGCCGGUCCCGAUUGUGUCUUACUAGCGCUAUGCUAAGCUAACUGGCUGCUGCUUUGGCGCUGAUAUGCUGCAUUCACUUAAUAUUGGUUUAAUGGGAAAAACACACUUCAUUCUCGCAGUGUUUGGUCAUUAUUUCAGGGUGAUUUGUCUUAACAAAUGGUGUAGUGAGACAAACAGCCUAAAUUAGAUCAUUUGGUUGACAGCUCCUGUAAAAUCGGCUUAAUUCACUGAGUUUAUUUUGAUGCAGCCGCCCAAGUUUGGAGCUCUUUUUACCAAGUAGGAGACAAAUAAACAAAAGUGAUGUUCUCAUCCAACUUUCUGCCAGAAAGGGAAUAAAAACUAUUAUGUUAAGAGACAAAUCUACUGUAUGUCUUAUUGUCGGUGACUUCUGAGGCUUACAUCUCAAACAUUUCAAAACAGUUUUUUCCAAAUAUAUCCAAAUUUAUUUUCCUCGUGUUUCUGGCUUCUAACUGCAGUGAAUGUGAACUCUGUCAAAAACUGUACACAAGCUGGUAAAUAAAUGAAAUUACAUGAAUGAAA